Molecule: messenger RNA, 2559 nt
Organism: Ricinus communis (castor bean)
Lineage: Eukaryota; Viridiplantae; Streptophyta; Magnoliopsida; Malpighiales; Euphorbiaceae
Product: BRASSINOSTEROID INSENSITIVE 1-associated receptor kinase 1
Exons: 11
Coding region: 468-2234 (588 amino acids)
Biological process (GO): protein phosphorylation
Molecular function (GO): protein binding; ATP binding; protein kinase activity
Source: RefSeq, a predicted model, not a curated record
UUUUACUAAAACUGCUAGCUACUAUAUUUGACUAAUACUUCUACUUCUCGUACCAAGUCCAUCACCAAAUAACAAUCCAAAAUCAAACUUUGAAUAUUUAAUUUUAAUUUUUCUGUUUUUUUACACAAUCUCAUCAGCACUCAAGGCCUCACCAAACUCAUCAGCUUCUAUUCAACUAGAAUUUCAUAGAUCGAACCUUUUCCCAAAAAUUUCCGCACUGCACACCAACUAGAAUACAUUUUUCUUUCACUCUGAUUUAACUCUUCUUUAAUUGGGUCAACGUAGGUUUUCAAUCUCCUCAUAUGCAAGUCAAGGAGCUGCAAAACUUGGGUUUCUGGUCGAGUUCAUAAUCCAUUAUGAGGAAUUUUGGGGUUUAGCUUCUAAGGUGGGAAACAUGUGGGUGAUCUGGCGCUUAGCCUUCUUCUGCUUUGUUUUGCUGUUUCAUUUCGUUUAUAGAGUUGCUGGUAAUGCUGAAGUCAGGUGACGCCUUGAACGCAUUGAAGACCAGUUUGGCUGAUCCUAACAAUGUUUUACAAAGCUGGGAUCCUACCCUGGUUAAUCCCUGCACUUGGUUUCAUGUUACAUGCAAUAGUGAAAAUAGUGUUACCCGAGUUGACCUUGGAAAUGCAAAUUUAUCGGGUGAACUGGUUUCACAGCUUGGUCAACUUCCAAGUUUGCAAUAUCUGGAACUUUAUAGUAAUAAUAUUAGUGGGAAAAUUCCUGAGGAGCUUGGGAAUUUGACAAAUUUGGUGAGCUUGGAUCUUUACUUGAACAAAUUAAAUGGUCCUAUUCCAGUGACAUUGAGCAGGCUUCAAAGGCUCCGUUUCCUGCGUCUCAAUAACAACACCUUGUCGGGAACUAUUCCUAUGUCAUUGACUACCAUUGGAUCCUUGCAAGUCCUGGAUCUUUCAAACAACAAACUAACAGGGGAUAUUCCUGUCAAUGGCUCCUUUUCCUUAUUCACCCCAAUCAGUUUUUCCAAUAAUUCGCUGAACAAUCCUCCACCUUCACCACCACCUCCUCUGACUCCACCAUCGCCUGGUCCGUCUAAUGGUAACAGUGCUACUGGAGCAAUCGCUGGUGGAGUUGCUGCCGGUGCUGCUCUGCUGUUUGCUGCCCCCGCAAUUGCUCUUGCUUAUUGGCGACGCAGAAAACCACAGGAUCAUUUCUUUGAUGUACCAGCUGAAGAGGAUCCAGAAGUCCAUCUUGGACAGCUUAAAAGGUUUUCUCUGCGUGAGUUACAAGUUGCAACAGAUAGUUUUAGCAAUAAAAAUAUUUUGGGUAGGGGUGGAUUUGGAAAGGUCUAUAAAGGACGUUUAGCUGAUGGUUCUCUAGUAGCAGUAAAAAGGUUGAAAGAGGAACGUACACAGGGUGGAGAGUUGCAGUUCCAAACAGAAGUAGAAAUGAUCAGCAUGGCUGUGCAUAGGAAUUUGCUUCGUCUACGUGGUUUUUGCAUGACUCCAACGGAACGAUUACUUGUAUAUCCUUUUAUGGUUAAUGGAAGUGUUGCUUCAUGUUUAAGAGAGCGUCCGGAGUCACAAACCCCCCUAAACUGGCCGAUACGCAAACGAAUUGCAUUGGGGUCUGCAAGGGGACUGGCUUAUUUGCAUGAUCAUUGUGAUCCUAAGAUUAUUCACCGCGAUGUGAAAGCUGCAAAUAUAUUGUUGGAUGAAGAAUUUGAAGCAGUUGUUGGAGACUUUGGAUUGGCUAAACUCAUGGACUACAAAGAUACUCAUGUCACCACUGCAGUGCGCGGCACAAUUGGGCAUAUAGCCCCCGAAUACCUAUCAACUGGAAAGUCUUCAGAGAAGACUGAUGUUUUUGGGUAUGGUGUCAUGCUUCUUGAACUGAUAACUGGACAGAGGGCAUUUGAUCUUGCUCGGCUUGCAAAUGAUGAUGAUGUCAUGCUACUUGAUUGGGUGAAAGGACUUCUAAAAGAUAAGAAGUUGGAGACGUUGGUUGAUGCUGAUUUACAGGGUAAUUAUAUUGAUGAUGAGGUGGAGCAGCUGAUCCAAGUGGCUCUACUUUGCACACAGAGCUCCCCGAUGGAAAGACCCAAGAUGUCAGAAGUGGUGAGAAUGCUUGAAGGUGAUGGGUUGGCAGAAAGGUGGGAAGAGUGGCAGAAAGAGGAGAUGUUCCGCCAAGAAUUUAAUCACACCUACCACCCGAGCACAAAUUGGAUCGUCGAUUCCACAUCCCACAUCCCUCCAGAUGAAUUAUCUGGUCCCAGAUGAUCUCGUACCUUCAAUGUCUACAUGGAAGUCUUAUUGAGGCUCAUUUUGGGUAUAAUAGUGGUAUUUACUUUGUGCAUAUAGCUUUUCCCAUUUUCUUUUCGUUUCUUUUUUUUUUUUUUUUAUUUUUGUUUUUGUUUUCUCAGUGUGUAGUUCAUAUCACAUGUUGGAUUUAAUCAAUCGUGUUGUAAUUUCUAUAGGGCGUUCUGAAAGUCAAGGUGGUAACAAACAUGGCAGCAAUGGCCAUGGACGCACUCACCAUAAAAAUUCUCAUGUAUUCAAAAAUUAGUAUUACGCAAAUAAAUGCAUUUUUAUUUUCUUCAGUCAA